AUGCCAGUGGUCACAGACCACCAUCUACAUGCGCUGGACAUACCACCUUCAACUGCAUGUGGACAUACCACACUCAACAUGCAGGUGGACACUACCGCCACUCAAACAUGCAGUGGACAACUAACACCUCACUCAACAUGCAGUGCGACACUAGUACCACCACUCAACAUGCAAUGGACACAGUACCACACUCAACAUGCAGUGGAAACAGUACACCACUCAACAUGCAUGGACACAGUCCCACCAUCAACAUGCAAUGGACACAGGUACCACUUCAACAUGCAGUGGACACUAGUACCACCACUCAACAUGCAUGGACACCCGUACCUACAACUCAACUGCAAUGGACACAGUACCACACUCAAAAUCGCAAUGGACACAGUAACCCAUCAACAUGCAGUGGACACAGUACCCACCACUCAACAUGCAAUGGACAACGUAGUUCCACACUCAACAUGCAGUGGACACAGUACCACCACUCAACAUGCAGUGGACACUACCUCCACUCAACAUGCAGUGGACACAUGGUCACAGUACCACCACUCAGUGUACGGAACUUACUAUCGCACACGCUGUGGCUACGCUCUAGACUGCCACGUAUCUACUGGGGAACCAUCGAAACAACAUGCAUGGGUGCCAUCAACUCCCCCAGUUGCACAGAUCCAAAGGACCAUUUGGAUUUGGCACGGGCCGUUAACAUGGUCUAUCUCCAGACAUCAGUGUCUGGUACACAAAGGCUACAACGUGACGGUCGACCAGUGCUCUGCCAACCCUGCCAACUGUACCCUAGGCUUCAGUCUCAGUGUCUGGAUCAAUGUAAACAUUACACAGAAUUACUUCGACAGCAUCAACGACACGACUGGACACUUAACCACGUUUCAGACCAUUGUAUCCACGGGAGGAGACACGAAUGGUCACCCUGGAGUGAGGCUCUCGCUGUAUGGUGUGUGGAUCUAUGCUCUAUUAUCCACUGGAAACCUUUAUUGGGAAGCCUCGACCAUCGGUCAGUUCGGUACCCGAAACUGGACGAACAUUGGCAUACGUUGGGCUCCUCCCUCACUCAACGACUCUGGUCUCGAGGUGUUCGUCAAUCAGAAGAAGCAAGCACAGACCAUGUCGCCUCAGACAGUGGCAGCCUCUAAGAGCGCCCUCAACCCGCCCCAGAUGAUGGUCGGCUGCCACAUGGACGCAGACAACACCACUUACAGGAACUACGCCGACGCUCUGAUAGACGAACUCGCUACCUGGACCAAGGAACUCAACGACACAGAGACUUUAUACUUCACGGGAGGUUAUGCUUGGGAGUUCGCAAAUCAGACGGCAGAAUCAUUCGCGAGUCAAGUGUCUGGAGCUGAUAUGAAUGACCCUGAGACAGCAGCAACAGUCAUCAACGGGCUACAGAACAUGAUCGCUGACCAAACAACGCAAAACAGCAUGCCAAGCCCCACGCAAGCCACCAGCGCCACCACGGCAGGCACACAGGCAAGCCCUACGGCCGUGCCGCCGACGACAGCACUCACGGAUUUCCAAACACUGCUCAACGUAGUGAACACCAUAACGAAAGGAGGAAACGCACCGCAGAACAUCACGGCAACGCAGUGCAACAAAAUUUUGGUGAGUGAUGCAGCAUCCACGCUCGCUGUGUACAUCCCUGGCCCGCUACCGUCAAGGAGAUUGGAAGGAAGAAUGGUGAUGAUGGCCAUUAAGAGGAACCUGAGUGAGUGGAGAGCGAGUGGCCAGGCAUUCAUCGUCUCGCCAAACUACAGCACCUUGAGCCUCUCUAGUCUCUGGGACUACCCGUACGACCGUGCUGCAGUGCCGGUGGGGCUGGUGAGUGAUCCAGAUUGUGGGAAUCGAGCCAUCAACGUGGAGGUCAUCUCGUCCCGGACCUACGACCUCACAGCCUUCACUCUGGUCAACGUUGCGAGAAUGCCGGAUUCUGACUACUACGAGGUGGGCUCUCAUACACUGACAGUCAGGGUAGACUGUGACCCUCCCACCACUAACAACACCAACUACACUAAGGCAGCAGACGAGUGCCAGCCCACACCUGAGGCUCUCCUUAACAACCCCAUCAGACUCAAACUGAGGCACACCAUCGUUGAGUCGUACGUCACCAGGUCGCUCAAGUUCCACGACCAAGAGAGAAAGAAGACGAUCCUUCACAGGUACUGUGUGUGGUGGAACCCAGCACUGAGUGACUUCGGUGUGUGGGACAGCACUGGCUGCUAUAUACUGGAGACUACAGACAAGUACACUAAGUGUGCCUGUGCUCAGCUUGGCACCUUUGCCAUUAUGGCCUUGCAGACUGAACCUAAGGUGGUGCCUGUUGAUGCUCUGUGGUUAACAGUGUUAAGGUACAUUGGCUACGGCCUCUCCUUCCUCUUCAUCAUCAUCUAUAUCCUGGUCGUCGCCUUCUCCAGUGACCUGAAAGACCAGUUCCACCUGAUGGGUGCCAACCUGGCAGUAGGAGUGUUGAUGGGCACUGUCUUCAUGGUGGUCAGUGACCUCAACUCCGUGAGGUCCAGCAGGCACAGCUGCACCGCUGUUGGCACUCUCUUGCACCUCUUCUACCAGGGUGCCGGAGCUGCGGUCUUCACUCUAGGUCACGCUUCCUUUAACGCUAUUACGUCAGGUGUGAUCGGUGGUCUCCUGCGGGCCUACCUGCCCAUCUCCUGGGGUCUUCCACUCAUCUCCGUAGGCCUGACCUACCUCCUCUUCCUCUUUGACCUCGGGGAGGACCCUCGCUGCUUCAUCUCUUGGGAGAACUCUCCCAAGUAUGUCUUCUUCGGCUUCCAGAUGUUCUUCGUGUUCUUCUCCUUCAUUCACGCUUCCAUCGUCCUCUGCAACGUCUCCACACCUGCGCUCAGGAAAGACAACCUUAUCGACGACUACGGAUCAUUCUGCCGAGGAGCUGCCUACGUCACCCUCUUCUUCGACCUCACUUGGGUGUUUGGUCUUCUGUGUUACCUUCACCUGGGUUUCACAGAACCUGACUUCUAUCCCAUCUUCCAAGUACUCAACUCCUGGACGGGUUUGGUUGUGUUCCUCUUCAUCGGUAUGGGCUCCAGGAGAUUCAAGAUGGUGGUGGCUGGCCAAGCUCACCUCAGGCGCCAGAUGCUGUUCGGAAACGCCUUCGGGACUUCGAGUGCAGUGCCAGAGUACAAGGAGGUACUGAACACUCCAGAGGACGAGUACAACGGAGCCAUCGAGUCCACACCCAGUGACAAGUCAUCUCCAGUAACUAACUCACAGUUGCAGGUUCAGCGAGCUCAGGACAAAGCCCCGUUUUUGCCUCCUCCAUCUCCGGUCCCAGGCCAGAUUGAUUAACCCGGCCCCAGCGACGUCGAUUUUCCACCCAGAUCACCCAACUCAGGCCAGGUGGGUGGUCGACCUGGGUCCCGCUUUCUGUCUGCUAACAUGUAACUCAGCUAGGACCACCCGGUGAUGGCACCAUUUG
Cherax quadricarinatus is the source of this 3460-nucleotide messenger RNA. Lineage: Eukaryota; Metazoa; Arthropoda; Malacostraca; Decapoda; Parastacidae. The record is from RefSeq and is a predicted model, not a curated record.